GCACGUGAUCAGCUGAUCCAGUGAACCUUAUCAACACCUGUCACCAGUGACUGCCUCAGUCGCUCUUUUCUUGUUAUAGCAAUGGGUGGAGGCGUCAGUUUUCCCGUGGUUCCCCUGUCUCGCGACCGUGUUGUACUGGUGACCGGUGGAAACACAGGUCUGGGGUACGAGGCAGCUAAACACAUCGCCAUGAUGGGAGCCUCUGUCGUCAUAGCCUGCAGAUCACAGACCAGGGCGACUCAGGCCAUACAACGGAUGAACGAGGAGUUCAGAGCUUCGAAAGAAGCCGGAACACUCCCAGAGGGCAUCAGCCAAACCGGAAGUUUGGCAGUAGAUUUUAUGGAACUUGAUCUGGCGUCCCUUAAGUCCACCAUGGCAUUCAUUGAGGCCUUCAAGGCAUCCGGCCGCAAGCUGCACGUACUUCUAUGUAAUGCUGGUGUGGCAAUGUUGCCCAGAGGUUUCACAGAAGAUGGCCAUGAAACAAUGUUCCAGGUGAACUAUUUGGGCCAUUUCCUGAUCAUUGCUCACCUGGUGCCUACAAUGAAGACCUCAGGUAGCGACUGCCGCAUCAUCUUCACAUCCAGCCAAGCCCAUAUGUACAGCGAGAGGGAGUUCAGGGAGUCCAAGGUCAAGGCCGAGGAUCCCGCGGUAUAUGGAAGGAUGCUCAACUAUGGUACCUCCAAACUGUUUCAGGUACCCACAUAUGUAAUUACUGAUUACGUUGUUUGGGUGUGUGUCAGAUUGUCGAAAAAACAUAUCACAUCAGUAAGAUUUGAGUUGAAUUUCAUUGCUUACAUGAAAUGUUUUGCUACUACUCAGAUCCACCAUAUGUUUUGUCUGUCGCGGAGACUGAAGGGCACGGACAUUUCGGUCACUUGUCUGCAUCCGGGUAUUGUGCGGACUGAAGUUACACGGAGCUUCACUGACAGUACAGCACUUGCAGCUAUGUUUGGAACAUUUAGAAUGCUUGGAUUUACAAAGACCCCGUUACAAGGGGCGACAACUCUGAUAGAUGCAGCAGUGAACACAGUAUGGCGGGGUGUGUCGGACGUUUAUCUUAUGGACUGUAAGCCAAGUUCUACACACUCCUGUGCAAGAAACCAGGAAUAUCAAGAAAAAGUGUGGAAAUAUUCUUUAGAAUGCUUGAAAAAUUAUCUCCCAGAAGACGUCGUUGAUAGCUUGGAAGGCCGAAGUUAACGACGGCAGAAUAAGCUGUAGACCAUGAAGGCACUGUAGCUGAUGACGUUACAACAACCAGUUAAAUAACGUGGGAUUAUCAGGUACUCCAGGCAAUGGCCGAUCAAAUAUUUUCUGACCUAUCAGGUACUCGAGACAAUGACCGAUCAAAUAUCUUCUGACCUAUCAGGUACUCGAGACAAUGGCCGAUCAAAUAAUCGAUAUAUGAUCGAUUAUGCAUUGAGUAAUAUGGCAUACUCAUAACUGAUGAUCAGUUACAUGACCUGAUCAGUUUCCAAUGUUUACCUGUUUACACAUCCAAUAGUAGCUACCAAUCAUAUAAACUAGAGAUUUAUCAGAUAUUGGGAAGCAAAGAGAUAAAUUCGCACUCAUAAUGUCACCAAUGGACAAGCACAGUACGUGUAUUUAGGCUACUGACGGUGACUGUACAUUCAGGUUGUGCAGUCACAUGAUAACUUGACGUAUAAGAUGAUCGAUUGCUCACAUCGUGCCAUAUGCUACUGUUUGAUAACUUUACAAGGGUAUGUGCAGCCUGAUAUUUUAACCUGUGCAAAUUCCCUUUCAGCAACAGUUUUGUGCCCACCCAUUGCAAGCAGACGUUUCUGUUCCAGUUGGUGAAAGCAGCACAAAACAUCCCUGUGUGGACGUCACUGACGAUGCACAGAAACUGUUUAUAUACGUGACUUUCUGUGUUAAUAUUGUUCGUAUGCCUCUUUGUAGUUAUCUUUUGUUCAGUGCACAGGUCUUCAAGUUCAGUAAUGUAAUUGGUUCUAUGAGAAAAAUGUUCAUGUUUGUGCCCACGAACAUCAUCAAUUCUCAACUCAAAUGGUUUUGUUGAAACCAUAACGACUGAAGCACUGCUUAUCCAACACGCUUAACCUUUAUAUCAGAACACCAAUGCCUUGACAAACAUGUACAUUGAAGGUGCAUGUUAUGAUUUGUAACAUUAUGUAUUGAUGAAUUUAUAUUCAAAUGUUUUUACUAUUAAUGAUGUUCCGUUUUAAUUGACGUAGCCUAUUGAGAAACCUUAAUUUAUAUUUGUCGUUCUGUUAUUGAUUGAGAGACUGGUAUCAUUAUCAAUAAAGGGUUUCACAAUG
Molecule: messenger RNA, 2294 nt
Organism: Haliotis rubra (blacklip abalone)
Lineage: Eukaryota; Metazoa; Mollusca; Gastropoda; Lepetellida; Haliotidae
Product: retinol dehydrogenase 14-like
Exons: 7
Coding region: 82-1197 (371 amino acids)
Source: RefSeq, a predicted model, not a curated record